CGCGACCCGGCCCGCGGAGCCGGCGCCAGCGGGCUGCUGAGGUGGCUGUCGCCGGCUCGGAGCUGCGGCUUCCCCGGGCCGAGCCCCCGAUGGAGGCCGAGGCCGCGGAUGGCCCCCCGGGCGGGGUCGAGGCGGCGCUCAGCUGCUUCUCUUUCAACCAGGACUGCACAUCCCUAGCAAUUGGAACCAAAGCCGGUUAUAAGCUGUUUUCUUUGAGUUCUGUGGAGCAACUGGACCAAGUCCAUGGAAGCAACGAAAUCCCGGAUGUCUACAUCGUGGAGCGCCUCUUCUCCAGCAGUCUGGUCGUGGUGGUCAGUCACACAAAGCCGCGGCAGAUGAACGUCUAUCACUUCAAGAAAGGCACGGAGAUCUGUAAUUACAACUAUUCCAGCAACAUCUUGUCCAUAAGGCUGAACCGGCAGAGGCUGCUGGUGUGCCUGGAGGAGGCCAUCUACAUCCACAACAUCAAAGACAUGAAGCUCUUGAAGACCAUCCUGGAUAUUCCUGCCAACCCAGCAGGUCUCUGUGCCCUCUCUAUCAACCAUUCCAAUUCUUACGUGGCCUAUCCUGGAAGCCUGACCACAGGCGAGAUUGUGCUUUACGACGGACACUCCCUGAAAACGGUCUGCACGAUUGCUGCCCACGAGGGGACGCUGGCCGCCAUCACCUUCAAUGCCUCGGGCUCCAAACUAGCGAGCGCAUCUGAAAAAGGCACCGUCAUCCGGGUGUUCUCUGUACCCGACGGGCGAAAGCUCUACGAGUUUCGGAGAGGAAUGAAAAGGUACGUGACGAUCAGCUCCCUAGUUUUUAGUAUGGACUCACAGUUCCUCUGCGCCUCAAGCAACACCGAGACCGUGCACAUCUUCAAGCUGGAGCACCUCACCAACAGCCGACCCGAGGAGCCCUCCACCUGGACUGGCUACAUGGGAAAGAUGUUCAUGGCCGCUUCCAACUACCUCCCCGCCCAGGUGUCCGACAUGAUGAACCAGGACAGGGCCUUUGCCACCGGGCGCUUACACUUCUCUGGGCAGAGGAACAUCUGCACCCUCUCCACGAUCCAGAAACUGCCAAGACUCCUGGUCGCGUCUUCCGAUGGACACCUUUACAUCUACAAUUUGGACCCUCAGGACGGAGGAGAAUGUGUCUUAAUCAAGACCCACAGCUUGCUUAGCUCAGGAACAACAGAAGAAAACAAAGAAAAUGACCUCAGACCUCCAUUACCUCAGUCUUAUGCAGCGACCGUGGCCAGACCAAGCACGUCUUCUGCCUCUACCGUGCCAGGUUAUUCGGAGGACGGCGGGGCCCUCCGAGGAGAGGUUAUUCCUGAACAUGAGUUUGCGACGGGACCAGUAUGCCUUGACGACGAGAAUGAAUUUCCCCCUGCUCCUAAGGAUGUUCUUGUGGAAUCCUGCCACCUUUUUGCUAACGACGAUGCUCUAGCGGGGCUGGGCCGCUGCUCUCUGCAAGCCAGCCGGACCCUCACCCUCCUCCGGCGCUGAUUAUCUUGUGCCGUGGAAGUCAGAAGGGCAAAACGAAGCAGUCAUGAUGAGAAGCGCACCUCAGAAAGCAGGACACCCCCUGUCAGGUGGUUGUGGAGAAAACAAGAAAGGUGGAAGAAUGGAGUACAAUUGUGUGCGCAGGAAGGGGGGCAGGAAUCCCAGGUGCCGCCUGCUUAAGCCACGGGACGCGGUCCACUGCUCACCAAACCCUCCUCCGCCCCGGUUGCCAGCAGGCAUGGGAGAGACUAUAUGAAAUAUGUUACAGCCAUCGCGUCGAUGCUCACUAACCACGUUGGUCUAUAGCCGGAACUUUAUAUGAACAAGGGCAUCCUUUUUAAAUGUAUGCCAUGUAAAAAUGUACGUAGAGGAAAACCUCUUUGAAUUGUAUUUCUUGUGUAUGACAUAUAGAGAGACUGCUUUUAGCCAGGCAAAGUAUUUUUGCAGUGAUUGGAAUGAAUCAUUUAUUACCUUGGAGUCCCAUUUAGGACACUUAUAAUAAAAUCAUGGCAAUGUGUUCUUGA
This is a messenger RNA of Felis catus (domestic cat), 2020 nucleotides long. It is a transcript of the gene WIPI1, whose product is annotated as WD repeat domain, phosphoinositide interacting 1. Lineage: Eukaryota; Metazoa; Chordata; Mammalia; Carnivora; Felidae. Gene Ontology annotation, molecular function: phosphatidylinositol-3-phosphate binding; phosphatidylinositol-3,5-bisphosphate binding; protein binding. Gene Ontology annotation, biological process: nucleophagy; autophagy of mitochondrion; protein localization to phagophore assembly site. Gene Ontology annotation, cellular component: phagophore assembly site membrane; cytosol; extrinsic component of membrane. The record is from RefSeq and is a predicted model, not a curated record. The coding region runs from base 90 to 1499 and encodes 469 amino acids. The transcript is spliced from 14 exons.